Polypterus senegalus (gray bichir) is the source of this 2391-nucleotide messenger RNA. RefSeq names its product tyrosine-protein phosphatase non-receptor type substrate 1-like. The coding region runs from base 216 to 1163 and encodes 315 amino acids. The transcript has 4 exons. The record is from RefSeq and is a predicted model, not a curated record. Lineage: Eukaryota; Metazoa; Chordata; Cladistia; Polypteriformes; Polypteridae. Gene Ontology annotation, cellular component: plasma membrane.
UUGCUCAAGACUAUCUUCUUCUUAUGCUCUUAACUUUCUCUUCUUAGGUUUAAAGAUAUCUUGCCUGAAGAAGGAGCCUGAGUUGCCUCGAACGCUUGUAUAUUGUAAAUCUUUCUAGUUAGCCAACAAGAAGUGUCACUAGGUUAAAGGAAUAUAUUUUCACAUGCUAAUAUAUUACUUUUAUACUCAUUUUGUGGUCCUUCACUUGCCCAGCCAUGUUGACCCUCGGUGUAGUGGUGACCUGCCUCAUCUCCACGCUCGUCUGUGAUUCUCAAGGGUCAGCCAUCGUUCAGCAGAAGACUCCAGUGGAAGCAGUGGAAGGAAGCAAUGUCGUUUUAACCUGCAGGAUGCCCUCAAUAACUUCAUGGGACUUGGUGAGGUGGUACAAAGGUGAGGGCAGCCAAAGCACACACAUCUUCUCGGGCCUGCCCAAAGCAGGUGACAGAAAUGAUGCUCGAGUGACCCGGACAGGGCAGAAUUAUGAGACUGAAUUCGGCAUCAUAAUAAAAGGCGUCAAAAUCAAUGACACAGGAAAGUAUUACUGCAUUAAGUAUGCUGAUGAUAAGGGGGACACAAUCUCUAAAGAAGGACCAGGAGUCACCCUGACUGUCACAGCAAAGAAUCUCACCAUUAUUGGUCCCCCUGGUCGAGUGAAGGUGGGUGAAGUUUUAGAGUUGCAGUGUCACUCCAACAAGGAUGCUACGUUCAUGUGGCUGAAAAACGGCGAGGCCAUUCCUCAGGACCACUUCACUACUGCCAGUAAUGGUGCCCUGCACACAAGUCGUCUGACUCUGCAGACUGAGAAAGGUGACAUCCGAUCAGCUGUCCAAUGUGUGCAGGGCAAAAAUGAACAACAGAGGAUGUCUGAAGCGUUCAACCUGAGCUCGGUCAUUACAGUGAUGCCACGUUUACAGAUUCAAGGAAGCCCUGAUACAAGGAACAGGUCAUUGGGCAAGUAUUCAUGCCGAGUCGAUGGCUUUUAUCCUGAAGAUGUCCUGGUCUCCUGGACCCUUGGGAAACUCAAUAUCUCAGCAUGCUGUGAGAAGGCCCAGAGUAACAAUGAUGGCACGUUCAGCACCACCUGCCAUAUUACAAUUGUCUUGGCAAAGAUUUCCUCAGGAGCCGUGCUGCAGUGUCACGCCGGUUAUCGUGAUCAUUGUUGAGAGUGGGCUAUGCGCCGAUACUUCAGAAGGAGACCACCACCUAAGCCUUGAAUUGUAUGUGUGAAAGGACAUCAGAAGAAUAUUUAAGAGUCACUUGACUAGUCUUUCUAUGUAGAAAAUGUAUUUAUACUGGAACAGUAAAGCAUAUAUUACUGGAGUGUGCUGCAUCUGAGGAGCAAAGAUGACGUCUUUUUCAAAAAACUGAAAUCUAUUGAACAGGAGCUUAUUUUUACAAUGGAAAGUACUUUAUAUUAGGACAGUGCUGGCAAUAUAGUGUAUCAAAAUGCUUAUUUCAAUUUUUAAAAAUAUAUUAUUUGAGUGUUAUUUUUUAAACUAUCACCAACCCCCACCCAAUGGUAGGGUAUGCUCCCCAGGUCUCUGCUUCACACUCCAGCUCAGUAGGUGUUGGUAAAGCACCAUUUACUGUACAUUGGUCUCUGAACUGCUAUAAAAACCGAGAAGAAGAAGAAGAGGAGUACAAUUAUAAUUCAAGGAGAGGCAGAGCUGCAGUAGUUAGAACUGCACCUUCACAGCUCACGUCACAUUUUUGGUUUAGGAUAAUCUGUCCAGCAUUGUUGGUGGAUGCUUCUCUAGCCUUCGUGGACACUUAAAGUUGUAGAGGGCCACAUAGGGGGUUUUUGUUUCUAUGUAAGAAUGUCCUGUUGAGUGUUUGUUAAUAUGAAUGGCAACACUGGAUGCACUGAUUUCUGUUUGUAAAUUGGGUCAGUGUCUGUAAACAGGAUUGCAUUGAUGCAGAGGGGCUUGUGGGAUUUGUAGUUUGUGGUUUCUAUGCACUGUACCAAUAAAACCGGAAGAGGAGGAUGUGGAGGGACUUUUCGAGUGGACCAUUUUCUAAUCAACAUCAUCUGCAGCAGCUCCUAAACAUUUUCAGUUACUGGACAUUCGUAGCGGAGAAGAAUGGUGCUCGGCCACCAGAUGUAAGGACGGCGGUGGGUUCUUUUCCUCCCAUAUCAGUCCUUCGAUGUUCUUGGAUAGGAGGCUGUUCUUCUGGACUCCGGUAGUAGGAGAGAAUUUCACUGUCCAGAACCAGUUUAUUGAAUAGGAGUGUUUCCGGACUUCUUUCCAUCAUUUAACCCUAGCUCCCAUUUCCAGAAUUACUUCUAUAAUUUACAGUAAGGACUUUUUUUUUCAGGACUGUAAACAUCGUCAUGUGGGGGUUUGUUUGUGGGGUGUGUUUAAUAUUUUUUGUAUUUGUAAAUAGUUAUUC